AUGUCGGACGCUUACUGUUCGGACUGCAAGCGGCAGACGGAGGUGGUCUUCGAUCACUCGGCGGGGGACACGGUCUGCUCCGAGUGCGGGCUCGUCCUCGAGUCUCACUCCAUCGACGAGACGUCCGAGUGGAGGACCUUCGCCAACGAGUCCGGGGACAACGAUCCCGUUCGUGUCGGUGGCCCGACGAACCCGCUCCUGGCCGACGGCGGGCUGUCCACCGUGAUCGCCAAGCCGAACGGGGCGUCCGGGGAUUUCCUCUCGUCUUCGUUGGGGAGGUGGCAGAACAGGGGGUCCAAUCCUGAUCGGGGGCUGAUUUUGGCGUUCAAAACUAUAGCCACCAUGUCUGAUAGGUUGGGACUUGUUGCAACUAUCAAGGAUCGAGCGAAUGAGAUAUUCAAGAGGGUAGAGGAUCAGAAGUCUAGUAGAGGAAGAAACCAGGACGCCUUACUGGCAGCUUGCCUCUAUAUAGCUUGCCGACAGGAAGACAAGCCUCGCACUGUAAAGGAAAUUUGCUCUGUUGCCAAUGGAGCCACAAAGAAGGAAAUUGGCCGAGCAAAAGAAUACAUAGUGAAACAGCUGGGACUGGAGACAGGCCAGUCAGUUGAAAUGGGAACCAUACAUGCUGGAGACUUCAUGAGGCGGUUCUGUUCUAAUCUUGGUAUGACUAAUCAAGCCAUGAAAGCUGCCCAAGAAUCUGUUCAGAAGUCCGAAGAGUACGAUAUCAGGAGGAGCCCUAUAUCAAUCGCAGCAGCGAUCAUAUAUAUCAUAACGCAGCUUACAGAUGACAAGAAACCCCUCAAAGACAUAUCAGUUGCGACGGGUGUUGCUGAAGGGACAAUCAGGAACUCGUACAAGGAUCUCUAUCCUCACGUGGCGAAGAUAAUACCGGGCUGGUACGCUAAGGAGGAGGAUCUGAAGAACCUAGUCAGUCCAUGA
Molecule: messenger RNA, 939 nt
Organism: Linum trigynum
Lineage: Eukaryota; Viridiplantae; Streptophyta; Magnoliopsida; Malpighiales; Linaceae
Source: the annotation of a GenBank genome assembly